Seriola dumerili (greater amberjack) is the source of this 1125-nucleotide messenger RNA. It is a transcript of the gene st8sia3, whose product is annotated as ST8 alpha-N-acetyl-neuraminide alpha-2,8-sialyltransferase 3. Gene Ontology annotation, molecular function: alpha-N-acetylneuraminate alpha-2,8-sialyltransferase activity. The record is from RefSeq and is a predicted model, not a curated record. The transcript has 4 exons. The coding region runs from base 1 to 1125 and encodes 374 amino acids. Lineage: Eukaryota; Metazoa; Chordata; Actinopteri; Carangiformes; Carangidae. Gene Ontology annotation, biological process: oligosaccharide metabolic process; N-glycan processing.
AUGGUGCGGAUCGCCAGUGCGCUGGGGCUUGUCAUGUUCAGCGUGGCGCUGCUCAUCCUGUCGCUCAUCAGCUACGUGUCCAUCAAAAAGGACUUCCUGCUCAGCACCCCCAGAUACGGACCUAAUGGAGGACCCAGGAUGUACAUGUUUCACGCGGGGUUUCGCUCCCAGCUGGCGAUGAAAUAUUUGGAUCCAGCUUUCACCCCUCUGACCAAUGCUCUCAGUGAGGACCUGCAGAACUCCUCUAAGUGGAGGUACAACAGCACUGCUUUUAUGCAGCAGAGGAACGAAAUCUCUCAGUACAUUGACAUCCCGCACAACUUCACACUGACACGAGGCUCAGUCCGAAACGGACAGCUAAUGCAUUACGACUACUCCAGCCACAAGUACGUCUUCUCCAUCGGCGAGAACUUCCGCUCGCUCCUGCCUGAGGUGUCGCCGAUUCUUAACAAACAUUACAAUGUCUGCGCUGUGGUUGGCAACAGCGGCAUCCUCACUGGCUCGCGCUGCGGACCCCAGAUCGAGAAGUUCGACUUCGUCUUCCGCUGCAACUUUGCACCGACCGAGAUCUUUAAGAAGGACGUUGGGCGACGGACCAACAUGACAACCUUUAACCCUAGUAUCCUGGAGAAAUACUACAACAAUUUACUGACUGUACAGGACAGGAACAACUUCUUUCUCAGCCUGAAGAAGCUGGACGGUGCCAUCUUGUGGAUCCCGGCGUUUUUCUUCCACACAUCGGCCACGGUGACGAGAACACUGGUCGACUUCUUCGUGGAGCAUCGAGGUCAGCUGAAGGUCCAGCUGGCCUGGCCUGGAAACAUCAUGCAAUACAUCAACAACUACUGGAAAACCAAGCAGCUGUCGCCAAAGCGCCUGAGCACUGGCAUCCUGAUGUACACGCUGGCGUCGUCCAUGUGCGACCAGAUCCACCUGUAUGGCUUCUGGCCCUUCGGCUGGGACCCCAACACGGGUAAGGAGCUGCCGUACCACUACUACGACAAGAAGGGCACCAAGUUCACCACCAAAUGGCAGGAAUCCCAUCAGCUGCCCGCAGAGUUCAAACUCCUCUACAAGAUGCAUAUGGAGGGACUGCUGAAGCUCUCCCUGUCCCACUGCGCUUAG